Chilo suppressalis (striped riceborer) is the source of this 13448-nucleotide messenger RNA. NCBI's taxonomy places the organism in Eukaryota, Metazoa, Arthropoda, Insecta, Lepidoptera, Crambidae. The record is from the annotation of a GenBank genome assembly.
UCGAGUGCACGUGGUGUUACUAAGGUACUUACUUAAUAUCAUUGGAACUGCAUUACACAAAAUAAUUAUGCGACGUAAAAUUUAAUUUAACAUGAAAGUGAUUAAAUACAUAGAUAAUUCGUAAUCACGAGAUAAUAUGAUAGGGAUUAUCGAAAUAAAAUUAUAUAAAUCCUUGAGCAUUAGUUAAUUGUGUUAUGUCAUUUCAAUACGUACAAAAUGGCUAAUACACAGAAAAGUUUGUUCAUUUUUUGUUUCUCUAUAUAUGUGGCGCUGGCAAAACAUGAAGUUUACGAAGGUCAUACAGUAUACGAGGUGACAGUACAGGAUGCUGAACAGGCUGCGUUCGUGAAUCACCUUCAAUACCAGAUCCCCAUUGACAUGUGGAUGCCAGCAAAGCCCAAGCACCCCGGCCAAUUCUUCGUGUCGAAAGACUACAAGUCUCAGUUCGAGAUGUUGUUGCAAGCAGCUCAAGUGGAAUACAGGGCUACCAUCACUAACAUCAAACAAAAAUUGGAGAGAGAAGAACAGCGUCUGUCCUCAGCAGUAUCCAGGCGGUCGAGUCAUAAUUCGUCAUCUGGCCUCAAUUUUGACGAAAUUCACAGACUUUCAGUUGUGAACGAUUACCUACAUCGGCUGAGUCGAGAGUACCCUAACCUCGUCAAGGUUGUGAACGGUGGGAAGACUUUUGAAGGCAGGCCGAUGAAGUAUUUGAAAAUAUCCAAAACCAAUUUUGAGACUUCAAGGAAACCUAUAGUAUACUUGCAGUGUCUAUUGCACGCUCGUGAAUGGGUGACUUUACCAGUUUGUUUAUAUGCCAUUGAAAAGUUAGUUAUCGAUGUCAAAGACCCUUAUCUAGUGAAUAAUAUUGAUUGGAUCAUUAUGCCUGUUGCUAAUCCCGAUGGUUAUGAGUUUACUCAUACCGAUGACCGUUUCUGGAGAAAGAACCGGGCCACUGGCUUUAUGGCUGACGAUUCAUGCAUGGGCGUCGACUUAAAUAGAAACUUCGAUAUAUUCUGGGGAACCGCCUCCGAUAGCGAUGUCUGCAGCGAAAUCUUCCAUGGCAGAAAUGCUUUCUCCGAACCCGAAACUCAAGUAAUUCGAAAGAUUUUACAUAAAUACCUACACCGCAUCGAAAUGUUCAUCGACCUUCAUAGUUUCGGGAGCUUAGUCUUGUUCGGUUUCGGUAAUGGAGAACUGCCUCCGAAUGCUUUAGCCCUGAACUUCGUCGGUGUUAAUAUAGCCCAGGCUAUUGAUAGAGUUAAAUGGUCCUCGAAUCCAGAUUAUACAGUUGGUAAUACCGAGCAUAUACUUUAUGCUUCUUCUGGUGGCUGCAGUGACUACUUCCAGGCCAGUGGUGUACCUCUGGCGUUCGUCUGCGAACUACCAGCAUAUAAGAAUCUUGACGGGGAAAUGGAUGGAUUUUUGGUAGAACCAGAUUUCAUUAAACAAGCUGGUUUUGAGACUUGGGAAGGAAUCAAGGCUGGAGCACGUCUCGCUCUUUUUAACCACAGGAAGAGGAUGGCAGUGUAAGAUGAAUGGAGAUACUGAUUUGGUUUUUGACAAAUUACCGAUAACUUACUAAUUUACUACAGGCAUGUCUUAUUUAUUACCUAUAUUUUAUUCACAUUAAAUGUAAAUAUUAUUGAAAUCCGAUGUUGUUAUCAAAUCACCAUAAGGCUGGUUUAGUUCUAAUGCUCUCCUUUUAAAUUUCUUGAUAUCUCCUCAUAAGCUUAGUUACUAAAUCUGUGUAAAUAAAUAGUUAUAUCGUGGGGCGUGUCAUUAAUAAAGUGUUUCAAACAAUUGCGUACACUGGCGUUUUUAGACCCCACCCUGAAUCAAAUAUCAAGUAACAGAACUGUUGUAUAAUGUUAAACAAAUGAUUGGUAUAUUGCCUUGUCUAUUGCACUUCAAAUGAGCAUUUUAACGUGAUAAAUCUGAAUAGUUGAUUUAUCCACAUUUGAUCGAAACAUUAUGUUACACUAGCCCGUAACAUUAAAAUAUUCGUUUCAUAAUUACUACAUGUUUAUUAUUCUCCUACAACAUUCGUGAAAUAAUCAAAUAUUUAAAAGUAUAAAAAUUUACUACCUGACUGUUCCAAAAUGAAAAUGUUCCGUUUUACAAAAAUAUAUGAACAAUAAAUCUACACAAAAGUUAUUUGUGUAAGUAUGUCAAAAUAAAAAAUAUUAAUUCUAAAGUCCUAAUGACUGUGAAAUACUUGGCCUUCAUUUUUUUACUACAAAUCGCACCCCCACUGGAAAAAAGGCUUAAGUGAAUUUACUUUGAAUCAUCGAUUUUAUCAUAUUUGAAAAGUACGUUUGACGAUACAUAUGCUAAAUUUUUUUCAUAUUUUUCUUGUUAACUUUUGACGAAUUAAUACAAGAAAUUAAUUUUGAGAGUUUUUAUUAUAUCACAUUUUUUCUUAAGGAUUAAAAGAUUAUGUGAUAUAAGCAAAGAAUAAAUUAAGAAAUAUGACGUAUUACUUAAUAUUACGUUUAUCGCUAAAAUUUAAUGUAAAAAGUAAUAAAUAUUAUGAUUUAAAUGCGUUUGUUUUUUUUACAUCGCUAGUCUUGUAUGUACGAUUAUCUUUUUAUUCGUUAUAUUAACUGGGUAAGGAAAUUAUCUUAAAUGCACUUACUUAACCAAAAAGAUAAACUUAAAGAAUAAUAAUAGCAGUAUGACUGUUUACUUCUUAUAAAAAUAAUAAUAUAAAAUAAAUUAGAAUAAGAACAGUUACUGCCACUAAAAAAUUUUCUUUGCGCCAAAACAUACGAAUACAUACUUCGGUGCGGCUGUAAAAUAAUGAUUAUUUCUUUCUUCUUUAAUUACAUCCCUUGAGUUAACCAAAGUAUUUUUGUCUUUGAUCCAAACUCUGUAUCCUUCAUUUUCAUUAUAUCCUACUAGAAUUCCUUUAACUGCCUUUUUUCUUAUACCUUAGGGGCAUGCACAUAACAAGUACUUCCUAUUAUUAUCCUUAAAGGACCAAUUCUGGGUUUCUCGUUAAACCAUACCGGUGACUUGUCAUACACCGUUGGACCAGUGCGGUUCAAGAUAUAGACUGAUGUAUUUACUAGUUCAGCCCAUAGGCCUUGAAGAAAACCUCGCGCAUUCAUUAUAGUUCUAGCUGCUUCAACAACUGUUCAGUUUUCUCUCUCGCACGUAUUCUGCUGAGGAGUAUGUAGCAUUGUCACUCUGUACUUGAUGCCAUUCAAUUCUAAUAUAGUUUUAACAAUUUCCCCUCCGUUGUCUGUAAAAAGUUCUUUGACUCUGUCCUGUUGCUUUUAUCUCAGCUAAUAUAAGUUCCAACUUUUUGUAGACUUCUGAUUUUUCUUUCAGAAAAUGGACGAAUCUGAACUGAGAAUAGGCGUCUUUGAAAAGUACGAAGUAUCUUAGUUUCGAUAUCGAGUACAUAAAGGAUUCACAAACGUCUGCAAAGAUAAGUUCUCCUGGUUUUGUAACACCUUCUCUAGUACCAAAUUUUAGUCUGUGUCUUCCAAUUUCUCUGCUUAACACCUUUUUCACGUGAGCUUUGUUUUGGUGAGCGAAUCACUCAUCAUAAAGCUGUAGCAUGUCCCUUGCGUUCAGUACAUUAAUCUCCGUUGUUUUAUCUUGUGAACCAUUUCAUAGUCGAAGCUUAUAAAGCCCACCUUGUUUCUGUUUAUCUCACCAACAGGCUUUUGUUACCAAUCGAAAGUUUACAUUUUGUAGCUUCUGGCGUGAAGAUGCUAUUUGUGAGCUUUUCUUGGGCUGAUAGUACUGAGAAUAAGUUUUUUGUGAUCCCUAGUACAGUACCAAAAAUCAUUAUCAAUUGCUUGUGGCUUCUUAAAUCUGUUUGUACAUCAAUGGUUCCUUUACCAAUCGCUUCAAUGGCUUGUCCAUUAGCUGUCGUUACACUAUGUGAUCGAUCAAAAUACUCAAAAGUCUUGAAUACGUGUCUUAGGUUUGUAACGUGAUUUGUAGCUCCAUUGUCUACAAACCAGCUAUUGUGAUCAGCGGAGUUGAUAUUCAAUACCAUUACGUUCAUGUUCACAGUUUCAUUGAAUUUCGUGUCAGAUGUUGUUUUCGACGAGCGUCCAUCAGCUUUCCAUUUUUGGCAUUGUUUUACCCUAUGGCCGAUUUCACCACAUAAAUGACAUUUAUUUAUUUUUUGUCAUAUUUAGGAAUCUUCUUUGUUUUGGAUGGUCUUUGAAGAGUCAGUGCAUCUCUGCAGUUCUUGGAACCUUUUGAAGAUAAUGCUCUUUCGUGAGAACAGCUGACUGGUUAAUCUCUCUUUAGUCCUCUCUUUACUUGAUAGUCCCAACCAACUAGAUUUAAAGGCGAAGAAUUCUUCCGGUAAGGUAUCCAAUAUCUUGCAAAUGAGGAACAUAUCGGGUAAAUCAGCAGUAAUUCCUUCCGACUUCUUCAUUUCCAUAGACAUUUCUUUCCACAUGUUCUUUAAUUUUGACAAAUGGGUCGCCAUGUCGUCGUUUUGAUCCUUCUUAUAUCCGAAAAACUUCAUGCAGAGAUCAUAGGCUUUAUCUUCUGUUACGCCGUCAAAUAAUCGGUGCAACUCUUGCCAAACCUCUCUUGCAGUAGAAAAUCUUAUUACCAUCUAAAGAUUUUUGAUCUCAUUAUUGCUUAAAGAAGACAUUUUAUUUGUAUUUUUAUUCGUUCAUUAUUUGAAAACAAAAGGUACUGGCUAUGUGUAACGUACCUUAAUUUGUUAAUAAAGAACAAUGGGCAAAAAACACCCAGCUGCGCGAAAGAUGUAUGAAAAAUAACUUUUUUUUUAUUAUGACACCGUAAAAAAAUAUCGUGGUACUCAAAAGAUAUGACACAUAAUAAAUCUACUUUUAGGAUCUACGUACUUUAAACGUAUAAUAAUUCUAUAAUAGGCAUGUAAAAUUUUGCAAAGUACAAUGGAGCUAUACGGCAUAUUUAAGUAGCUAAACAAAUUCAUUUAAUUGUUUUGUUACUUUGUUUUAUAUUAUUAGUAACCAUAAUAAUGUGCCAUAUCGUACUAUACAACCGACAAAGCCUUUUUUUUUUGUUGACGGUGGAAAAUGCAUUUACGCACCAUACCGCGCGCUUGCCAGGCGCGCGACGUGUGUGCAACUCCCCGGCGCGGAACAACGCCGGUCCUACCCAGUAAAAACCACCGGUACCCUCCUCGGCCCUUAUGAGGGCGUUCUGGGAUCGGCGCCACUACACCAGAGCGUCCUCGGGCUGGCCCGGCCCAUCGAGUGGACCGGGCGACGCUCCUAUGGGGGAUUACUCCAGGGUACUAGGUAAUCCCCAGACGGGGUGGCCUAUGCCGAAUGGCACCAAGACAACCGACAAAGCUUAGCGACCAUCCUUCGCUUGCGCUUGUUCAGAUACCUCAAAACGGUUUACGGGGGUUGAAGGACUUCCACUUGCAACUAGUCGACUCGUCUUACUUCGUUGUAUCUGUGCGCUCCCUGUCACUUGACUAAUAUUUAUCUAACACGCUUUGGACAUUGGAACACGAUUAUCGGUUUUGUUAAUUAGUAUGGAUGAACUGGGCUCAUGUUUACUCCUAUGCGUCGACAAGUUUGUGUGAUUUAUGGUCGCUCCGUUUUACGUAGACAAUUCUGGAGCUAAGAUGCAUAUGGGCGGAUGUGCAGAUCGGGCAAAUUUUUUUUAUUGAAUAAUAAAGAAAAGCGCUUAUUUCUCUUUCCAUAGCACUAUGAACUGUAUUUCUAUCUCUUUUCUGGGCUAAGAUAAUUCCGUGCAUAAUGUCGGUUCUUACAGAUUUUCUAAAAUCAUUAGAACCUAAAGGUUUUAUUUUCACUUCCUUCUCUCUGCGUCUACAUUGCUGUAUUUUUCUUUUGGUGGAAUGAAAGUUUGGCCCUUAUGCUUAAAAAAAAUAUUCGCACCAAGGCUACGUAAAAGGAGUCACGCCUUUAUGGUUCAAACAGUGAUUUAAAAUAUUCAUCGUAACUAAACUUCCGAUAUUAUGCAUCUAAGAUUCCUUUAAUAACUUUAAAAAGGUUGUACAUAUACGACUUUAUGCCUUUUGUUUUAGUAACUUUGUAAAUGCAUAGGUGGGCCAAUGUAAAAAUAAAUCGUUAUGAAUGUGAACUAUUCAAAAUACGGCGCCAAAAAAUUAGCGACAUUGGGCAUUAUCGGCCACGGCGUGUCUAAUGACUAACACUGAAUCAGUUUAAGUGUAAUGAGAUACUUUGUGAUUUGUCGUUGCGCGAUCGUAUGUCUGGCCGUUUGUCACUUUGCUCCUUGCACGCAUUGAUUGUUUACAUUUCGGUGUUUUUGUUUUACCUUCGGUCUGUUGGUGUUUUGUGAAGUAGUAGGUUUCUCAGUGUCUCUCACACUGAGAAACCUAUAUCUACUGCAAAGUACAAUGAUUUGAUGACUCUUUUGAAAUGGGUUCUUAUGGAGUUUCAUGUCUACUAUAGAAAUCCUACUCAUAACGGAAAUAUUCCCGACUUUCCAGAAAGUGACUAAUUAAUAUACACUCGGCGUCAAAAAAAUUGCACCUCUUAGAAAAUCACUUUCAAAUGUCAUUAACUCUUAAUAUGCACAUGUAGUCACAUUAAUAAUGAUUUUAUUUAAAAGGUUACUUAAUUGACUUAAUUAAAAAACAUUACUUUUCAUUAUCAAAUAAAACCUAGUGCAACAAAUAAAGUGUCACAAAAAUUCGAUGCAAAUUUUGCUACCGUGAGAGUCGCUUGUUGCGCUUCCUUAUGUGGGUAGGUAUAAAACCGUCCACACGGAGUCAAUGAGGGUCAUUCGCUAUUCAACCAUUGAAGAGGACACACGCACAGAUUUUACUGAAGAAAAAUCACCUCGAAGAUGAAUACCACAGCUGAUGAGCCGCUCAAGUUGUUGCAGGGAUGCGGCAGUGUGAUGUUGCCCGGCAACUGAACCUGAGCCGUUUUUCCGUUCGAAGAGUAUACCAGCGAUUCAUAGCGACUGGUGGCUAUAUCUGGAGACAUGGGUCCGGUAGACGCCGCUGCACUUCAGAAAGAGACGACCGUUGAACAGGUCGUCUCUGUCGAACUCUGAGAAAUCGUCUCUCUAACGCUGAUGAGUUGCAAAAUCAGCUUCAGGCAAUUCGUAGACGCACCGUGAGCGUCUCUACGGUUAGAAGAAAACUGAAGGAGAGAAAGAUAGCGGCCCGCAGAGCUGCUACGGGUCCGAAAUUGACAGCAGCGCAUCGGCGAUCCCGCUUUCAGUUUGCUCGUGACCCUAGAUAACCUACUGAAGAUCUAUCUAGUGGUAACACUAGAUCUUAAGUUUAUAUUAAGAUACUUUUUGUACAUUUUUCUUUCUAAAUUAUCUGUUGUUAAUAACGACUUCAUUAAGGAUUUUUAUUAUAUUUUUAUUUUAAUGCUGUUUGUAUAAUUUUAAUUAAAUAAAAAGUUAAAGAACAAUGCCUGAUUCUGGCUUACAAAACUUUUCAUUAUAAAAUGGCACGAAAACGUGUCUUUUACAUACAACAAGAAACAUAAAAAAAUUACAUUUGUCUUUUUUCGAGAACUUCUCCAAUCGAAUUUAUUUAUUAAUAAACAAAUAGCUGACCGAAUAUCCAACAAAAAUAAUUUAAGUUGCUAUUGUGUUUCUCUCUGAUUUAUUGCAAUAAAAAGAAAGAGACAAGAAGUUCCGAGACGACCCACUGGCAUUGAUAACUGAUGUGAUAACUUAAAAGAAUACAGCAAUAGUGAAUUUGAAUCAGUAGUUUAUUGCAUUCAUUAAAAUGAUUCGAAUAAUCAUCAAAAUGUAUUAUUAAUUGUAAUUACCAACCCUUGACGACCGUACUUUGGGUCUACCACAAUGCGCAUAUAAAAUAGCAUAAGUCUACCAACUAGUAAAGGUAACUCAAACACAGACCCAAGACAAUGUUAAACAGUUAUUUUUCUGAAUAAAUGAGACAGAGUAGCGAACCUGAGAACCCAGAUAUGGCGACACCAUGAGAAUCGGUGUGGAAGUCACUCCGCCAGGGUGAUAGCCAAAUUGAAAUAACCUCAAAAUUCCAUAUUUGUAUUAUCGAAUUAUUUUUUUGCGCAAAGUUCUUUAGAAUUUUUAAUGUUCUGGAAAUGUUUAGUUAUUAACAACACACAAUAAAACUAUUUUCGUUGAUGUGCGUGAACAUUUUAUAUUAAGCCAAAGUUACUAUGGACACGUGGCAUUGUUCUUUAAUGGUUUUUGGAUACUCCUUUUUGUUACUUUUCUUAUGAUACUCAACACUAUUCUCUAAAAAAGGUUUAAAAAUAUUUGAAGAAGAUUUUUAAAAGUUCAAUUUUUCGACGCCGUGUGUUAUACGCCAGUGAAUAUAUGAAUAAUUAAAUAUUUUAAUUUUCUCUCAUUUUUCAUUAUUAUUAAAUUAAUAAUUAUCGUUUAUUUAUGGAAUAGUUUUUUUUGUUAAGAGAUGUCCGACUUUUUGCCAAACGAACCACAGUUAAUAAAUGGACACAAUAAAGUCGCAUUUGGACAAACACCUCACAUUAAAUUACAAAAAUUGGAGGCAUAAAGCCAUAUAAGCACAUACUAAUCAGUUGAACAAAUACAUUGAUUAUUUUUAGUGGCAUAAAGGCGGAUGUCAUGAUUUUUUUAAAAAAAGUUAAUUUUUCACUGUUUAGAAACAUUGUUUUUAAAUUUUAAUUAUAAAGCUAGUUAAGCUACAUAAUUAGCUAAGUAAAUGCAAAGAAAAUAUUUACGUAUUGUUUGUACUUAUUGAAAUAUUUGCCGAUAAAAUUGAAUUUUUAUUUUAUUCUGUCCUGUAAAGUUGGCAAAAUCGACAUCCGCCCUAAUGCUUCUAAGCUCUAGAAUUUACUAUAAUGAACAGACUGUUUUAAAAAAUGCCAACCCAUGCGGGGAUUUUUGGGUUUACUCUAGCACGGCAGAAUAACAUAAGGUAGUAGGCAUACCUGAGUCCUCUAUGUAGGGUUGAACUAACUAAAUUAAUUCCCUUGUUUCAUUAAUGUUCGCUCGUUAUAGUACUUGUACCUAUUUAACUUAAAAUAACUAAAUACCCCCGGGAUGGAAUUUGAUGCGCUUUGGAACAGAUGAUCACGACUUUAAUACCUUUCAAACAAAUGUAGUUUAAGCCGUGGCGGACGUGGCUGCUGCGUCCAUACAUUUUUGCCCAAUGUCCUUUUGCUUGUUACUUUAGUUUUUAAUUGAGAGAACAUAAUAUUUUGUUGUACGGAGCCGAGAAAUAACUUAUUUGGUUAAUUGUUACAAGUCUUAACGAAUUAUCUAUUGAUUAUUUAAGAAUUUAUUAUUUAUUUACUUAAGUUAUCUUAACAAGCGCUUAGACUGAAAAGAAGGGUAAGUAUUGCUUAUACAUUUUAAACAUAAUUUUAAUAAAGGAAAUGCAGUAAUCUUACUUAUACCAACAUAAGUGUUCGUAUUUACAAGUUCAUUACUGCUUUAUUACAACAUACUUUUUGAAAUACGUUUCACUUUUCUGGCAAAGCCUGGCAUAAAUUUUGAUACUCAAAAUCCUUUAUUUUAUUACAUUCUGAAAAGUAGCAUAAUAAUUUUAAACAAUUCCUAAUAAACUAAUUAUAGUUUAUUAAUGAUUACAUUAGCAUUAACUUAAUAUAACACGCAGUGCAACAUUUUUUCUCCUUUUUUUGAUAUAUGAAUAAUUCUUCUACGUUUGGAAAUAAAGUAAAUAUGCCCAAAAAUUCAGUUUUUUCGCCAUACUGAAAAAUCAGCAUUUCCGGCUUAUGCCUUUUUCCCCCUGAGGGUACGAAAUCACUAAAAGAAUAGGUUUUAUUUUCUAAUAAGCAGGCUAUUCUGUAAAAUUUUCACGCGCGGUUCCGAUGUGGAUCAGUGCGGAUUUAUUUCGGAACCGCGUAGAUCCACAUCGAAUAAACGCAAGGAAAAAUUACAUUAAUUUUAAUUUAAGUACUGCAGUCUUGAGACAAGGCUGCAUAAGAAUAAAUGCUUUGAUUUUUGCAAAUUAUCAAAAUAAAACUUUACAGAUUUCCUGUCAGGCCGACGACAAUAAAUUAUUUGUAUUAAUUUUUGCUUUAUAAAUACUUUUUGUGAAGUCUUAUUUAGAAAAUGGAAGGAAGGAUUCUAAAAAAUGCGAAGUUGAUGGCACUGUAAAUAAUUUGCAAUCUCUUUUAUCAAAUGUAGUAAGGUAAUGACGCAGUAGGAGUUUUCAUAAUUUUCAGUAUUGUAACAUUAUCAAAAGUACCUGAGCCGUUCUCAUAGAAAUUAUAAAUAUUCAGCUAUUCAGCAUUAAAUAUUACUAAGUACAAUAUUUAUACUUGCUAAGGCUUAUACAAAAUUUUACCCUGUCCUUUGUCUAAAGAGUCAUUCCGUCGCCUACAUUAGAUGUCGAAUAAAGGUUUGAUUAAAGAUUUCAGAUGUCGAAUAAAACUUUAGGCUUAGUUAUACUAUAAUCUACUUUACUUUUUACAAUUACCCCAUCUGACAACGCGUUAACAAAGGGUACCGAAUCAUUUUUAUUUUUAUUAGAACCGCGAUUAAAAAACAAUUUUGCCGCGAAUGUAAGAAUUCUGUCGCAUUUUUUUAUCCGCGAAUGGUGAAAACGCGAAUAAUGGAAGCGUGAAUAAGGAGCUUUAACUGUUUUACUAAUAACAUAAUUAAAUAAAUAAAUAUUUCCAUCACUCAAUGUAGAGGCUUGUGUUAUGGGAUACUAGAGUAACGGAUAGAAUACAUAAUAUACUGUACAUAUAUAAGCAUAUUUAUAUAGAAAUACAUAUUAAACAUCCAUGACUGGAGUACAAAUGCUCGUAUUCAUCACACAAACAUCUGCCCCCACCGGGAUUCGAACCCGGGACCUCUAGAGUCGGCGUAUAAACCACACGGCCACGGAGGUCGUCUCAAAGGUCAUAAUUCAUUCAUUGCUUGAGCAGUCGCUCAUCCUCAUUGAAAAGGAUAAUAAUAAAAAUACCUACUUUUUGUUAUGAUAAACCCUGCCCUUAAGGUUUAUCGCUAGAUUAUGUCUCAACUAACAGACCUAGUAGAUCGGUAGUUUGUUAAAAAAUCUGUUAAAAUUGCGAUUUUUUUAUAGCACUGGCAACGUUGUUCAUUUUGAAAUCAAUACUAUGUAUUUCGAAAAAAGUUCUUAUGUAUUAAAAAACAGAAUUAAUUAAAACAUAAUAGGUAUUUAUUAUUGCAAUAAUUCAAUCUUUGAUGGAUUUAUCAUGAUAAUUUAUUGUAUUUAAGCUUAAUACCUGAUGUACAUUAUAUAAUAGCUUAUCUAUAAAAAUAAUUUAUCUUGCUUUUUAUCAGUUUAUUUAUCUACAUUCUCUCAAAAGACAAAAUUAAAAAUGAGAUAGUACGGUCUCUAUAGUAAUAAUGACAAUAAGACUAAACUUGUUUAUUUAUUACUUAAUUAUUUGAAAGAAACAUUCUCUCGGCUUUUGUUACACCAACAAUUGUAUUUUUGUUUUCUUUUUUUCUAGUUCUAUUUUCAGUUUCGAUUCUGGAACAAAAAUCGCGCUACCGAGUACAUGCCAGGUCCCAUUUGCAGAGGAGUGGAUCUAACAAGGAAUUUUGAUUCCUUCUGGGAUUCACCUACGAUAGAUUUUUCAUGAGACUACCGUUUUCAUGGCGAUGAAGCUUUCUCUAAACCCGAAUCUAGGAAGAUCAAGGACCUACUGCAUCAAAAGUCUGAUAGAAUAAAAAUAUACAUUGAUUUGUAUAGCUGGGGAAGCUUCGUUUUAUAUGAGUUUGGAAAUAGCCAGCUCAAUUCAAACGCAUUGGUCACGCUAUAGAUAGAGCGAAGUGGCAUUGAAAAAUCUUCUCAUGGGCUUGCAUCAGGAGUUCCAAGUGAUUACGCUCAAAUGAUUGGUAUACUUUUGGCUUUUACCUACAAGUUGCCGACUAUAGAUAAUAGUUCCAUGGUUGCGACUUUGGUUAAUCCAGACUUCAUUAACCAAGCUGUAUCUAGUAUCGAAACCUGGGAAGACAUCAAAGUGGGAGCUAGGACAGCUUGUAACAAUUAUAGAAGAAGAUUUUUGGUUCAAACAAUAAACGUGUAAUGUUACAUUUUUAUUUUUUAUCUGAAUGGUAGAUAAUGUUUUACUAAUAAACUAAAUUUAUUGGUUGUCGUAACAAAGUUAUCUUAAGAGAUAUAGACAAAAAUAUAGCUUUUUUUUGGGGACCAAAACCUAAGCCCGUUAUUACCGAAACUGUACAUCGUGUUUGUAACGAACUGCAAAUUAGGCUGUUAAAGAUAACAGACAAUAUAGAAGCGUUAGCAUUACCAGCUACGAGUACUAAAACAAGUAGAGAGGAAACAUGCAAAACUAUAUCAGUAGCAUACAUUAGUCCAAUGCUAGCAGUAACAGUAAUCUGGUUUAGGAUGAUAAAUUUGAAAAAUUUCGUCGAGAAUCUAUAUUCAACCUUUUUAAAAAUACAAUCGCCUCCGAUAUAUAUAAUUUUGUUAACCUUGCAAUUGUUAAACCCCAUACGAAAAGCUUGACAGCGGUGUAAGACCAUCUGAUUGUUCCUUCGUGUGACAUCAGACCUAUUAUCACAAAAUAUGUGAUUCUAUAACCGCUAUAACAACGAUUAAUAAAAAUGAAUCUGGGUAUUCAUUUACAAAACAAUGGGGUAGUUGCAAUGGCUUUAUUGAAAUAGUAUUUGGCCUUGCACGAAAACUUUUUGUGGAAGACUCACUAUUAGCUAAUUUUACCAGAAUGUUGUUUUACUGACAUAUUUUUCAUUGUGUCACUCCAACGAAAGGUCCGGCCGGCCAUUUGCUUUUAUGAUCAAGAUUCUAAGUAUGAUUCUGUGGGAGAUAGUAACUAUUUAGUUCCAAUUUCUAGAGUCCCACUCGUUCCUUUUAUCAGUCUAUAAGAGAUCCUUAUUUGGGCAUACGGGGAUUUGAUUCUUUCACUGCCAAAACUUUUACCUUAUCAUAUAAGUUAUUUCUAGCUAUUCUUAAGCUGCAAGCUGCAAUUCAAUUCAUUUGACAUUGUGGGUUACCUGUAAUGCGAAGAGAUGGCGCUGCCUUGCAUCUAGAAGAAUUUCGACGCGGUCCGUGAGGGCCGCGGUAGCAUAAUUGGUCAGUGCAUUCGCCCGGAUUGCGAAGGGUACGGGUUCGAGUCCCGUCUGCUGCCUGGUCUAAAAUUCUCUGGAUUUUUUUCUAGUUAUAUUUACUUUAGAUUUAAACAUCAAGCAGUUACAUGCUUUAAAAUAAUAAAAAAUAUAAAUAUAAGUUAUUUGUCCUUUUAUAUGUAUAAAUACAGUUUUUUUCUUACUAAAGAUUACGAAUCAAAAUUGAAAAAAUCAUUGAUGUUGCAAAUAGCAAUUUUGCAUCGAAACUAAAAGGAUUAUUCAACUGCAAAAUUUCUCGUGCUUAUUUAAAAAAAAGGUAAAUUUAAAAAAUCAACUAACCUGACUGCUUAAUUAUUCUUCAAAUAAAAACUGAAAAGAAAAAAACAAGUCCAGUAGUCUAUAAUUCUGUUAAUAAGGAACAAAGCUACUUUAACAGUCGGGACCCA